AUGCGUGAUCUCACAUUUCUCAAGUUUUUAAAGCAUGUGGUUGAUAUAACGUCCAAGCUGCAGCUCAUUUCGGAUGUUUCUAGUAUCACUCAUGGACUUAAGUUACUCCAUUGGGACGCCUACCCUCUGGAAACCUUGCCUUUUAGUUUCCAAUCAAGCACCCUAGUCGAAAUCAAUCUGCGAUACAGCAACCUAAAACACUUUUGGGAUGAAACCAAGGUCUAUAGAUCCAAGCUUCCGAACCUACGAAGACUAGAUGUGACAGGCUCUACGAGUCUAGUAGAACUUCCAGAUCUUUCAGAUUCCAUGAAUCUUGAGGAGUUGAUAAUGGAAGGCUGCAGGAGCCUUAGGCAAACCCCAUGGUCCUUAAACAGAUUACCUUUGAGGAAACUCAAUAUGGUCAAGUGUGAUAGCCUUAUGGGUCUCUUGCUGGUUACUGACGACCAUAAUCAACCCAAGGCCAGCCGACCCAGCCCCUAUCGACAUAUUAAUUUGUUGCUUCUUGAUACAGUAACAGCGCUUAGUUCUCUUACAGAAUUAUCCAUCCAAGGCGAAAUAUCUGUUAAGUUAUUGCACACUCUCAUAGGAAGUGCAGAGCACUUGUCUUUUACUUGCGAGCAACAGAUCCCUGAUCAAUUGAAAAUUACGAUGGCACAGAAAACAGGUUCAAUUCAACCCUUGCACCUUAUCAAAACACUCGUCAUUGAGAGGUUCAACUACGGGGCGAGAGAAGCUCCUUUCAGUUGUCAGAGCUUUUCAAGCUUUCCUUGUUUGACUGAGCUAAAGCUCAUCAACUUAAGCAUCCGAGAAAUCCCACAAGACAUUGAUUGUUUGUUGUCCUUAAGGAAAAUGGACCUCACCGGUAAUGAUUUCGUUCAUCUACCCAAAACCAUGGCACAACUGACCAAGCUGGAAUGUCUUACUCUUCGAAACUGCCGUCAGCUCAAAGCAUUGCCACUACUUACUCCCACCCUCACUCUUCCUGGUCUAGACAACCAACCGAGGGGUUUGAUAGAGCUUUGCAUUGACAACUGCAAGAAUCUUCAGUCACUGCAAGAUCAGCUAUUAUGCUAUAACACCAGUUUAGCAUAUUUAGACCUUAGCAACCAUGAUUUCGAGAGAAUACCAACAAGCAUUAGACACCUGUCCUCACUGAACACUCUCUGCCUCAAGAACUGCAAGAAACUCAAAUAUGUGGAAGAGCUUCCCCUGAGUCUCAACCAUCUCUAUGCACACGGCUGUGAUUAUCUGGAGAACGUCACCCUUUCCCCAAACCAUACGAUCAAACACCUCGAUCUUAGAGAUUGCCCCCGCCUGAAACAAAGCGAGCAGAUAAAGACUCUGGUUUCAAACGAGAGACAUGGUGAAGCGGUAAGUUUUCUCUUGUCGACCCGCUAUUUCGUGAUGCCUCUACUAUACUGA
This is a messenger RNA of Arabidopsis thaliana (thale cress), 1422 nucleotides long. RefSeq names its product disease resistance protein (TIR-NBS-LRR class) family protein. Bases 1 to 1422 code for a protein of 473 amino acids. The transcript has 2 exons. Gene Ontology annotation, biological process: defense response. NCBI's taxonomy places the organism in Eukaryota, Viridiplantae, Streptophyta, Magnoliopsida, Brassicales, Brassicaceae. The record is from RefSeq and is marked reviewed.